AUCCCUGUGUUUUUUUAAAAUUUGUACUCAGUGAAGAAGAGCGGUAUGGAGGGCGAUUUGGUGGUCUGGAGUGGCUUGGGAACAAGGCACAAAAACUCAUUGGAAGCUAACUAGGACGAGUCUUUGCAGAGGGGACAGAAGCAGUAGUGGCCUCAUCCUUGAGCUUGUGAGCUGAGGACCCUGCCUGACCUAGCAAUCACCACCUUGUCUAAUUGGCCGCUUAGUGUGCGCGGUGAAACGCCAGGUUAGUUUGCUUUUUAGCACCGCUCUUUGGGGUGCUGUAUGUUGGGGUGUGUGUGGAGGGUGUGUGUGUGUGGGGGGGGAGGCCGGGACUCACGUGUAAAAACCAGAGCGCCAGGACCGUCCCUCGCUCUAACCGAAGCCGGGCACACACCAGGUGGCUGGGAUCGGGACGCGCGCCCCCGCCCGGUCCACGCGCGCCGGGGCCGCCACAGCCACACACCCGGUGGCUCCGGAGCGCACUGCCGGGCGCGCUCUCCGGAGCUCCUGCGUCCCCCAUCGCGCGUGCUAGGGCGCCGGCAGUGACAGGCGGGGGGCGCGGCGCUGCUCUGCCACCGGCUCCCAACCGGCCUGGAGUGGCCGGGUUAAGCAGCGGGCGAGCACGGGCUUCCGGACCCUCGCAGCUGCUGCGGGGAGCUCGGGCCGAGGCUCCUCCGGCUCCAGUCUGGGCGCCCGGGGCCACACGCUGCCGCCGCCCAUGGGUAUCCGAGAGUUUCCAGGCGGCGCUCCCAGGGCCAAGAGCAUCGCUGUUGGUAUGAGGAGGUCACCGGACGUCAGCCCGCGGAGACUGUCCGACAUCAGCCCUCAGCUCAGGCAGCUUAAGUUCUUGGUGGUGGACGAGGCCAUCAAGGAGGAUCUGAAAUGGUCGCGCUCCGUGGAGGACCUCACUAGCGGGCCAGUGGGACUCACGUCCAUCGAGGAACGGAUCCUGCGCAUCACAGGCUACUAUGGCUACCAGCCCUGGGCGACGAGCUACAAAAGGGAGGAGCGCCCCCGGGAGCCCCCGGGCCCUGCAGAGGCCCAGGCACCAGCUGGGGCAGAGGCUGGCGGAAGGACGAACCGGCACCGCUGGACAUGCUCUCAAAAGCAGCUGAGGAAGGUCUUCUGGGGCGUGGCUGUUGUGUUCUGCGUAUGUGCCUCCUGGGCCGGCUCCACGCAGCUCGCCAGACUGACUUUCAAGACCUUCGAUGCACCCUUCACCCUGACUUGGUUCGCCACCAACUGGAACUUUCUGUUCUUCCCGUUGUACUACGCAGGGCACGUGUGCAAGUCCACAGAGAAGCAGUCUGUGAAACAGAGAUACAGGGAAUGCUGUCGGUUUUUUGGAGACAAUGGCUUGACUUUGAAAGUGUUCUUUACCAAGGCAGCACCAUUUGGUGUCCUUUGGACGCUCACGAACUACCUGUACUUACACGCAAUAAAGAAAAUAAACGCUACCGAUGUCUCCGUGCUGUUCUGCUGCAACAAAGCCUUUGUUUUCUUGCUGUCGUGGAUCGUUCUCAGGGACAGAUUCAUGGGAGUGCGGAUCGUGGCGGCCAUCCUUGCCAUCGCAGGCAUCGUCAUGAUGACCUACGCAGACGGCUUCCACAGCCACUCCGUCAUCGGCAUAGCCCUGGUGGUGGGCUCCGCUUCCAUGUCGGCCCUCUACAAGGUUCUGUUCAAGCUGCUUCUGGGCAGCGCCAAGUUCGGAGAAGCGGCCUUAUUCCUGUCCAUCUUGGGUGUGUUCAACGUCCUCUUCAUCACCUGCAUCCCCGUCAUCCUCUACUUCACCAGAGUGGAGUACUGGAACUCCUUCGACGACAUUCCGUGGGGAAACCUCUGUGGGUUUUCCAUUCUCUUAUUGACAUUCAAUAUUGUAUUAAAUUUUGGAAUCGCUGUCACGUAUCCCACACUGAUGUCUCUCGGAAUUGUCCUCAGUGUCCCUGUGAAUGCAGUGGUGGAUCACUAUACCAGCCAGAUAGUCUUCAACGGAGUCCGGGUCAUCGCCAUCAUCAUCAUCGGCCUGGGCUUCCUCCUCCUGCUCCUGCCGGAGGAGUGGGAUGUCUGGUUGAUCAAGCUGCUCACCCGCCUCAAAGUGAGGAAGAAGGAAGAGGCUGCGGAGAGCAGCGGGGACUUGGGCACAGGCCCCCAGAGCAGGAGUAGGAGAGCCCGCCCGUCCUUCGCUCGCUGAGACCACUCCUCUGGGACUCUGGGAUGUCCCCAUGGUAAUGUUUUGAGGUCUAUUCCUAAGGGAGGAACCUCAGGUGGGUGAGGUGUACAUACAUGUACAGUUUUGGUAAUCUGCAGUAAGUUCUAUGGUAUUUAUUGGCAUGUCCAAUUUGCUUGCACUUUUCCACAUCAGACCUUCCACUUAAGGGUACCGAUUCAAAACGGAAGAGAAAAGAACCUCUCAGUGCUUCUUCAAUGAAUGUAAAGUGGGGUAAAAUGAGCCUUGUAUUGAUUGCUUCGGAGGACAGGCAAGCUGGACACACCAGGGCAAUGCUCUGCCUCUCAGCAACUGAAAAUGACAUUGUACACUGUGAUUAUUUUUCAGCUAAUAGUAGGUCAUAUUUUGUUUUAUACCAGAACUGUAUACUUAAUUUUAAGGAAUUUCCAAUGAACCAAAAGAUAAUUGUCAGUUAAUCUGGAUGGAUGGAUGGAUGGAUGGAUGGAUGGAUGGAUGGAUGGAUGGAUGGAUAACUGGGUGGCGGACAGAUACGAGUGGGAAGGGAAGAGGGUGAAACAGAAAAGGAGAAAGGGCGUGAAGAUAAUUGGAGGACAGACCUGUGCCAGGUCACAUGAUAGAAAGCAGAAACCUAACCUAGCUGGCCUGCCCUCUUGCGUCUUUACAAGAUCACGAGGAGAACUUAGUGCCUUCUACAGCAUCUCCGUCUUACCUAUGUGAAGCGAGGUGACAUCAUAUGUCACUGGCGCCGUCUUAUAAUUUAGAUGUAGAAUCUUAAAAAACAAACAAACUAUAUGUGUAUAUGUGUGUACAAAAGUGACAACGCCAGCGGCCAGUGCGCUGGAAGGUGGCUGGUGGGUGUAGCACGCACAGCAGGUGCACUGUGUGGGAGGGACUGCGCAGGUGCACUGUGUGGGAGGGCCUGCGCAGGUGCACUGUGUGGGAGGGCCUGCGCAGGUGCACUGUGUGGGAGGGCCUGCGCAGGUGCACUGUGUGGGAGGGCCUGCUGGUGGCUUUCAUUUCCAGACUGAGACCGAAACAUCUACCGAGUCUGCAAACCUUUUUAAGAAACUUUUCAGCACCGGGCUGUUUACUUACACAAUUUAGGUCUGCCAGAAACUUCUAUCUGUGAUAGAUCUGUACAGAGGGACUGGGAUUAGAGUUUACUAUUUUUGAAGUUUACAUUGUUACAUAUAAAUGGGAACCUGAUUUUGAAAUGGUGUCAAUAUCCCAAUGGUGCAUUCUGGAACCAUGGAGUCUUUUGUUUCCUGGGGGAAAGGGGCACUCAUGACCUGAACUUUUUAGCCAAUUAUUAUUCUCAGUUUCCAUUACUUGUUUGGCCAAACAGAUUAAUAAAAUAUUUGAAACAAAGAAGCAUUGCA
This is a messenger RNA of Chionomys nivalis (European snow vole), 3567 nucleotides long. RefSeq names its product solute carrier family 35 member F3 (gene Slc35f3). The coding region runs from base 719 to 2191 and encodes 490 amino acids. Gene Ontology annotation, biological process: thiamine transport. The record is from RefSeq and is a predicted model, not a curated record. Lineage: Eukaryota; Metazoa; Chordata; Mammalia; Rodentia; Cricetidae. Gene Ontology annotation, cellular component: membrane. The transcript is spliced from 8 exons.